Paramecium tetraurelia is the source of this 2247-nucleotide messenger RNA. RefSeq lists its product as uncharacterized. The record is from RefSeq and is a predicted model, not a curated record. The transcript is spliced from 6 exons. Lineage: Eukaryota; Ciliophora; Oligohymenophorea; Peniculida; Parameciidae.
AUGAAUCAUAGGUCAAUACGGCCAUCCAGUGCCUAACAAAAUGUAUCCCAUAUAAGUGAUAAGAAUGUAUCCUUUCAUAAGAAGUACUAUAAUUCGUUUACUCUUAGUCCUUACAAGUAGCCAAAUGUAUAGAACGUUUCAUCAUACAAGGCCAAGGAGAGCGAAAAAUUGUUUGAAGAGAGCCUCUAACUGAAGCUGUUAAUGAACUAAUUGAAAGAUGAAAAUAUUAAGCUAAGAACCAGAAACACUAACUUAGAAAAAGACUUAUAAAAAUGUUAAAAAAUUAUAGAAGAAGUAGAAACUACUGGAAAUAUGAAAAGAUUUUAUGCUAAACCAAGCACUGAUAAUUAAAUGAUUCUGAGUUUCAAAGGUUAAAUUAAAGAAUUGCGAUAAAACCUUGAUUAAAGAGAAUAGGAAAUGUUAGCACUUAAAAAGACAGCUAAGUAUACUAAACUUACAGAAAUGGAAAUUGAACGUAAAAUGCUAUAAGAUGAAACCAUUCGAUUAAAAUAAGUUAUUGAUGAACUGAUACAAUAAAAUUUAUAUGCUUAAUAAAAAGAGCAUGAUUAAUAAAAAUUAUAGGAUAUGAUUUCGCAAAGAGAUAAUCUUAUCAAAUAAAUGCAGUAAGAUAUUGAAUCAUUCGAAUCAGAUAACUAAAACCUUUAAUCGCAAUUAUAAAAGCUCAUAUCUGCCUAUCAAGAUCUUGAUAAAGAAUACACAAAACUUAAUCAAACAAUGUAGACUAAAAUAAAAUAAAAGGAUAAGUAAGUAGUAGAACUCAAAACCUAACUUACAAGAUUAAAAGAACAGUAUGAAAAAGAAAAGAAAUUGUUAUAAUAACCUAAAUUUAGUCCAACCCUUAAAACACACAAUAAAGUAACAAACCGUAUUUAGAGUGCUAAACCACCUGAACAAAUUACAAAGCCGAUUCAAUUUGAUGAAGUAACUUCUAUCAUAGAGGAAAUUAAAUAUAAAUUAAUCGCUUUAUCACUACAUUCAAAAUAAAUCGAUACUUUACUACUCAAUUAAUCAACAUAAUAAACUACAAUAGGAUAGUUAACUGAUAAACUAAUAAAUGAUCCAUUAUUCCUCAAUAAAAAUGAUGCUAACAAUUUUGCUCGAUUUUUAAUAGAAUCUCCACAAUAAAGGUACCCAUACACUCCCAAUUUAUCCAUUGCCUAAGAUAACGGAUUGAUAAGAGGUAUGUUUUUUAAAGCCAUUGGAUUUUGGCCUUGUUAUGAUUAAGUUGAAAAGAGAGUAGUAGAAUUGUGCUUAGCUAAACUAUUCUAAGGAUCUCUCAUUCAAGUAGAAAAAGUUAUGGGCAAAAAUGUUUAUAAAAAAAAGGAUUUUAUAACUUAAAUUUAAAAAAUUCUGCAAAAAAAGUAGAUCAGAGAAUUGGAACUCACUUAUUUAAUUUCGAAAAUCAUAUUGUAAUCAAAGAGUCUCAAUACUUUAAAAGGAGAUGUUUUUGUAAAAUACUUAAGAGAAUUGGAAAAGUUAGAAAAUGAGGAAGAUAUUCGAGCUGAGGAUCUCUAGUAAUAUUACGACAGUUUAGGAUAAGAUAAAGGAUUCUUUUUUUAUAAGUAAUUAAGAAGCAAGUAGGAAUAAAUGAUAGCACUAUUGGAGACUAAGGAAGACAAGGUUGAGGAAAUAGAUAUUAAUUAAUUGAAUGAUGGGAUUCCAUAGAAGUCAGUUUAAUAAUACAUAUUAAAAGGAGGAUUAGUAAGGAGUCAUUCUGAUCCAGAUCCUUUAUAAUUAAUUCUAAUUUAAAAGAAUGAGGAAGAAGAGGAAGAAGAAGAGAAUUAUGAAUAAUAGUAAUAAAAACAUUACUAAAAUCAAUAACAAUAUGAAAAAAAACAUUAUCCUUAUAAUUUUGAUGAAGAAGAUGGUGAAUAUGAAAAUAAUGAGGAAUAGAAUGACGAUUAUUAGCUUGAUUUAAACAAUGCUCAGAUUGAAGAGUAAGAUUAAUAUUAGGAAGAAGAUGAUGAUUACAAUAUAAAUGUUGAUGGAGUCUUUGAGGAAGAUAAUGAUGAUGAAAAUGAUUAAUGGGAGAGAGUUGAAAAUAAAGGCAAUUUUCCAGUUCGAUAAGAUCGAUAAAUACCAAAUAGUAGGCCAACAUCCAGUUAUGUAAAUAAAGUUAACAGAAGUAAUAGUGAUGUCAAGGCUAGUUUGGCCUCAGAAUUGCAUCCUACUAAAGAAAUAAAUGAAGAAGAAUAUAUGGAGGAAUAAUUUGAAGAAGAAAAUUGA